CUUCACAUUCUUUCAUCCCUCAGCCGUUUUUUAUUUUUAUUUUCUUAUAACCUGAAAAACAAAAUAGAGAGUUUUUUAUUUAAAAAAAAAAAGAUGAGAACGUUGAGCGUGAAACAGACGUCGGUCGAAGUCGCGGUGAAAGCCACGUCAGCAUCUCCGGCGAGUCCCCAGUCGCCGUGGCACUCGCCGGUGCCGUACCUCUUCGGCGGGCUCGCGGCGAUGCUCGGCCUCAUCGCAUUCGCUCUCCUCAUCCUUGCUUGCUCGUACUGGCGGGCUUCCGGCGAAGUCUCCGGCAACGAAGACGGCGGAGAGAAGGAGAGCCGCUCCGGAGAGAAGACGGCGAACGCGGCGUACGAGGAGAAGGUUCUCGUCAUAAUGGCCGGAGAAGACUUGCCGAGGUUCCUGGCCACGCCGGCGAACAAGGGAUUAGGUCACGAGGGUAAAAUGGUAAUUUCGGAGGAUGGUGGCGGUGGUGAAGGGGACAAGAGUGGAGAAGACGGCGAGGGAGAGAAAGUGAAAGAAAGCGAACAAAGCCACUAAGCAUUUUUUUUUUCCCUUUUUCUUUUUCCUUUUGUUUUUGGGUUUGCUUCUUUGUUUUGUCUUGGGGAAUUUUCCUUCUUGGUUUCCCGGGGAAGUAAAUCCUACUAACUGCCGAGAAAAUUUUGAGUUUUGAUUGUAUAAUUGCAAACCCUUUUUCGCAAUUAGGAGAUAAUAGAUACAGAGUCUUUCACUAAACUGUGAUUAAUCCAAAGAAAAUCACCAUCAACACUUAA
Messenger RNA from Tarenaya hassleriana, 773 nucleotides. Its product is annotated as protein GLUTAMINE DUMPER 4. NCBI's taxonomy places the organism in Eukaryota, Viridiplantae, Streptophyta, Magnoliopsida, Brassicales, Cleomaceae. Gene Ontology annotation, biological process: regulation of amino acid export. The record is from RefSeq and is a predicted model, not a curated record. The coding region runs from base 94 to 540 and encodes 148 amino acids. The transcript has a single exon.